Trematosphaeria pertusa is the source of this 881-nucleotide messenger RNA. RefSeq lists its product as uncharacterized. The coding region runs from base 96 to 881 and encodes 261 amino acids. The transcript has a single exon. The record is from RefSeq and is a predicted model, not a curated record. Lineage: Eukaryota; Fungi; Ascomycota; Dothideomycetes; Pleosporales; Trematosphaeriaceae.
CUCGUCGCAUUUGUUCUCGAUCUAUUCCUCCCUAUCUCAUCCAAGAAUCGCCCCUUCUCAACCCACGCCCUUCUGCGCAUCGUCUCCUAAACAAUAUGCCACGCUCUGCCACUCCCCGCUGCGCCUUCAAGAUGCCACGGAAUCCGAAGUACGAAUGCGUCAGAGCAGGAAAGAUGUGCCAGCCCCUUUUCGGCGCCUGGUACUGUAGUUUUCAUGAUCGGUAUGCGAAGCAACGAUGUCAAGCUUUCUUUGAGUUCCAGGGAUCCGGUAUGCAGUGUCCUGAGUUGGGGACUGUUGUGGAUGAAGAGACGGGGCGCAGGUAUUGUGAGAUUCAUGACCCUAGUUGUGUGAUUGGCUUUGGGGUAGAAGAAGGGGUGGAAGAGGGAGAGAUGGGUGUCGAGGAGAUGGCGGAGGAGUCGGUGGAGUCGGACCACACUGCAUCACCGCAGAAGGAUUUCGAAUCCGACCCAUUUACGGAAUGCAUGCAUGCACCCGAAGACUUCCGAAACGCUGCGCAAGAGCAAGUCCAAAUGGAUAAAGACAACCUGCAGCCCACAGAUCACGAGCACGCUCCGCCCGCCACCAAUGACGCGUCAACCCGAGCUCCGACAGUCUUAAAGAAGCAGCAGCCCAGAAUAGGUAGCGAUGAUGCAGAUACCAUGGAGCAUCCUCGUCAGCACAUCGCCGCCAUGUACGUACAUUGCAAUGUCUGCCUUGAAGAACAUGACAUGUCGAUCAUGCACCGAAUCGAUCCGUGUGGGCAUCAGUUUCGAACUCUGUGCUUAGAAACAGUACUCCGGAAAGGCAGUGUACGCAAGUAUAAUUGCUCUAGUUGCCGGAUAUGGAUGGAGGAUAUUAGGAGAUCCAGGAUGGACCAGUAA